CUGAGCGUCGUCAGGUUUGUGGUAUUUUCUCAGUGAUGUCCGGACGCGGGAAGCAGGGCGGCAAGGCUCGCGCCAAGGCCAAGACGCGCUCGUCGCGGGCCGGGCUGCAGUUCCCGGUGGGCCGCGUGCACCGGCUGCUCCGCAAGGGCAACUACGCCGAGCGGGUGGGGGCCGGCGCGCCGGUGUACCUGGCGGCCGUGCUGGAGUACCUGACGGCCGAGAUCCUGGAGCUGGCGGGCAACGCGGCCCGCGACAACAAGAAGACGCGCAUCAUCCCGCGCCACCUGCAGCUGGCCAUCCGCAACGACGAGGAGCUCAACAAGCUGCUGGGCCGCGUCACCAUCGCGCAGGGCGGCGUCCUGCCCAACAUCCAGGCCGUGCUGCUACCCAAGAAGACCGAGAGCCACCACAAGGCCAAGGGCAAGUAGAAAUAUCGCCUAGUCUGGAGCUCAAGUCUCCUGUCCAAACCAAAAGGCUCUUUUUAGAGCCAUCCACUU
This is a messenger RNA of Lynx canadensis (Canada lynx), 497 nucleotides long. RefSeq names its product histone H2A type 1-E. Bases 36 to 428 code for a protein of 130 amino acids. Gene Ontology annotation, cellular component: nucleosome. Gene Ontology annotation, molecular function: protein heterodimerization activity; DNA binding; structural constituent of chromatin. The record is from RefSeq and is a predicted model, not a curated record. Lineage: Eukaryota; Metazoa; Chordata; Mammalia; Carnivora; Felidae. The transcript has a single exon.